This is a messenger RNA of Oncorhynchus masou masou (cherry salmon), 408 nucleotides long. Its product is annotated as protein S100-B-like. The record is from RefSeq and is a predicted model, not a curated record. Lineage: Eukaryota; Metazoa; Chordata; Actinopteri; Salmoniformes; Salmonidae. Bases 109 to 408 code for a protein of 99 amino acids. The transcript is spliced from 3 exons. Gene Ontology annotation, molecular function: calcium ion binding; calcium-dependent protein binding; transition metal ion binding.
CUGUCAUUUGGGACGCAAUCAAGGAGUGUCUCAGGCUUAGAGCAUCAGUUUGUCGUUAGCUUACCAAGCCUCACAGUACAGCGAAAGACGGUUGGGUUCUGUCUUCAAAUGCAGAGAACUGAGCAGAGCAUGUCAGAGCUAGAGAGUGCCAUGAUCGCCAUCAUCCAUGUGUUCCAUAAAUACUCAGGCCACAAGUGCAAGCUGAAGAAGGCAGAGCUCAAAGAUCUUAUCAAUAAUGAGAUGAGUCACUUCAUAAUUAAUAUCCAAGAUAAAGAGACUCUGGAUGAGCUGUUUGCAGACCUGGACCAGAACGGAGACCUGGAGAUCGACUUCCAAGAGUUUAUCGCUCUGAUCGCCAUGAUGACUUCAACGUGCCAUGAUCUCUUCAGCACGGAUCACUGCCGUUAG